Acromyrmex echinatior (Panamanian leafcutter ant) is the source of this 4133-nucleotide messenger RNA. It is a transcript of the gene mal, whose product is annotated as molybdenum cofactor sulfurase. Gene Ontology annotation, biological process: Mo-molybdopterin cofactor biosynthetic process. Gene Ontology annotation, molecular function: molybdenum ion binding; pyridoxal phosphate binding; molybdenum cofactor sulfurtransferase activity. NCBI's taxonomy places the organism in Eukaryota, Metazoa, Arthropoda, Insecta, Hymenoptera, Formicidae. The record is from RefSeq and is a predicted model, not a curated record.
GAAUAUUAAUUACUUAAUUAGUAAUUACAUUGUCCGAUAAAUUUAAACUUCUUUCUAAACCACGAACGGACAAAGUCUUACAGAGAAAAAAAUUUUUCCGGAAAAUAUUCUUAUAGAUUUUCCUAUAGAUUUUUUGUCGCUAAAAAUGAAUGUGUAAAUAAAAUUAUUCUAUCACGUCACGUUUGUGAGAAAAUUUAUUCUAAAGAUACUGCAAUUGCAACAUUAUUUUCAGCAUCUGUAAAUCUAUAAGAAACAUCUAUCUAAUUCGAUUCAAAGUAAUUUUUACUAUAAACUACAUAGUAUUAUUUAAAUGUUGUUCUUACAUUCUAUAAAUAUUUUGAGAUAUUCUAGAAUAUUCUUGGAAUGAUAUUUUGAGAUUUUAGGAACAUUUUACGAAUAUUUAAGAAAUAUUUAGCAUUAGCUGGGAAGAUAGCUUGAUGUAAAUAUAGCCGACAUAUUUGAAUUUUUGUCAAUUUGAUUUCAUGUGAAAUAUACAAUUAUCAUUACUAAACACUGACUUCUUGCUCGACUAUCAUUGCUCUUUAUUCACUAUUUUAAUUUUUAUAAUGUUUUUAACCAUUAUAAAAUAUUAUUUAACAAAUAUAACAAAGUUAAGUAAAAUACAGUAAGUCAUUGAUAAUGUUCUUGUUAUGCAAUACCAUGAUAAGUAUCAUUUAUUUACUUUCGAAUUUGUAUAUCUCCAACGAAGCGAUAAAGUAUCAGAACUUUUUUUAUGUCAUUUUAUACGUCUUUUAUACGUCUACAAUAGAUAUCGUGUUGGAGAGGGACGCAAGUUUCUUGUUCGAUAACGAUGUUUGCCUUUCGCAUGAACACUUUUAGAACUGGUUCCAUCAAUGUAAGAUUAACUUCAAUCUUGGUUUAAUUUAUUUAGAAAAUAAUAAAGAGAAGGGAUGCACCGGAAAUCCAGUGCAUAAUCCCUAAUAAAAGGUAAAUUGAACUAAAAUCAAAAUUAAUCCUACAUUGGUGGAAUUGGGCCUUUAUCUGCGUUAAUUACUCCGUUACAAUGAACAUGCGAGCGAACAUACAACAUGAAAUAGCGCGCCGCGCGAGCAGUCGCGCGUGUCCACGUCGUCCACGAUUGCUUCCGUCCAAUCUCUUUUACGUCAUUACUUGGUUGCGACGAUGUAUAGUUACCGCAGUUGAAUCUUAAAAACCGGUUGAGUAAUAGCUUACGUGUCUCUAAUCUUUGUCGCGAUAGUGGAAGUGGACCUCUGGAGUUCAGUGUGUGCUACAAGCUCCUAAGAUUUGGUACGCAAAUCGAUAGACAUGAUGGACAUUAUAGUGGAAUUUACACCAGUUUACGAUGAUGCCACCGUACGAUCGCUCGCGAACGAAUUCUCAAGGCUUAAAGACGAAUGCUACGUGGAUCACGCGGGCACAACUCUGUAUUCGGAUACGCAGAUUAGAAAUGUUAGUGCCAAUUUGCAUGGCUCUCUCUAUACAAAUCCCCAUUCCACUGGGAGUUCGCUGACGCAAGACAUUAUCGAACGUAUGAGAUACCGAGUUUUAAGUCACUUCAACACGAAUCCUGAUGAGUACAGUGUCAUCUUCACUUCGGGUGCCACAGCGAGUUUAAAGAUAAUCGCGGAAGGAUUUCGUUUUACAACGGAUGAAAACAACAAGUUAGCAACGUCCUCACAUUCGGGAAGUUUUGUUUACAUACAGGACAAUCACACUUCGGUUCUCGGGAUGCGGGAUGUAGUCGCGACAAGAGGAGCCGACGUCAUUUGCCUAAAUCAUGAUCAAGCGUUUAAAGUUCUCGGUCAACGUUUAACUACUAUUCAUGAUUCCAACGAAAAACGGAACAGUAAUUCUCUUUUUGUGUAUUCUGCGCAAUGCAAUUUUUCUGGAUUGAAGUAUCCCCUAAAAUGGAUCAGUGAUACGCAUGCUGGGGCGCUUUCUGUUUUUGCUAAAAAACCAUCGACCAGAUGGUACGUUCUACUCGACGCAGCUAGCUUCGCGGCAACGAAUAAAUUGGAUUUGUCUAUUUACAAACCAGAUUUUGUAUGUCUAUCAUUUUAUAAAAUGUUCGGCUAUCCCACCGGUAUUGGCGCUCUGCUGGUUAAAAACAAAAGCUCAGAUGUUCUAGAUAAAAUGUAUUAUGGUGGCGGUACUGUGGAUAUAGCUCUGAGUUUUGAAAGAUUUCAUAGAAAACGUCAAAUAUUGUAUCAAAGAUUUGAAGAUGGAACUGUGCCAUUUCUAUCUAUCGCAUCGUUACAAUAUGGCUUUGAAAUACUUUCGAAACUAACUAUGGAUCAAAUAUCAAAACAUGUUUUUUCACUCGCUAAAACUUUGCAUCAUUCCCUGUUAAUAUUACAUCAUUGUAAUGACAAACCAGUCGUAAAGCUCUACUCUGAUUCUGAUUAUGAGGAUCGCAAAUCGCAAGGUGGCAUUGUUACAUUUAAUGUUAUGCGCUCCAAUGGUGAAUAUGUAGGAUACAUGGAAGUUCUAAAUAUGGCAGCAAUAUUUAAGAUACAUCUAAGGACAGGCUGCUUUUGUAAUCCCGGUGCAUGUCAGAGACAUUUAUCUCUCUCGACUAAAGAUAUUCUUCAAAAUUACGAGGCGGGAUAUACGUGCGGUGGUAUCGCAGAUUUAAUAAAUGGGAAACCAACUGGAGCAGUGAGAAUUUCCUUCGGAUAUAUGUCUACAAUAGAGGAUGUUCAGACAAUCUUACUCAUGAUUACCAAAUGUUUCAUUGACAAACCAUGCAUCAGAAAAUUUCCCGAAUGGUGGAAAGAUCACAAGAUGGGAAUUUUUAAAAAUCAUAUAUAUAAGAAUUUUUACAAUACUAAUAUAGAUUAUUCUGUUUCAUGUAUUAUAAAAAACGAAAAAAAUGUAAAUAAUUUUCAGAAUAAUUUCCAUAAUGAAAAUAAAAAUCUUGAUCAUAAUAUUAGAAAUUUUAUAAAUUUUAAUAAAAUAAAUACGCAAAUAAAUAAAUGUAUCUUACAACGGUUAUUUAUAUAUCCUAUCAAAUCAUGUGGAGCAUAUGAAAUUACAGAUUCAUGGAAUUUAAAUUCAAAAGGUCUAGAAUAUGAUAGAGAGUGGAUGAUAAUGACAUCUUCUGGAACUUGCUUGACGCAAAAACAUUAUACGAAUUUAUGUUUGCUGAAGCCGAUUGUUGUUAAAAAGCAAAAAAUUAUGAAAUUAACAUAUCCAGGAAUGCCAAUGAUCGAAAUUUCUUUAGAAAAUACUUAUGGAAAGUCAAUAAAACAUCCUAUAUGUCAAAGUAGAAUAUGUGAAAGCAGAGUAGAAGGUAUUGAUUGCGGAUCAGAAGUUUCUGAAUGGUUGAGUUUAGCACUUGGCAAACCAAAACUUAGGCUAGUACGACAAAGUCACAGAAGAGAAAAGAAAGGACUAGAUAAGACAGAGUUAUCAUUUUCUAGUCAGGCACAAUAUUUAGCAAUAAACGAAGCAAGUGUGUCAUGGCUCAGUGAUAAGAUAUCUCAUGACUUAGAUUUUAUAAAAGAUACAGCUGUGCAUCGCUUCAGAGGAAACAUUAUUGUGAAAGGCUGUGAAGCUUUUGAUGAAAUGAAAUGGGAACAUAUUCGCAUUGGAAAUAAUAACUUUAAAAUAAAUGGUCCUUGCACAAGAUGUCAAAUGAUAUGCAUUGAUCAAAUAACUGGUGAAAAGACUAUCGAACCAUUGAGAACAUUAGCGGAAAAGUUCCAUGGAAAGUUGAAAUUUGGAAUCUACUUAACUAGAUUGGAGAAUACGCAGGGUAUGCUUAAGAUUGGCGAUCACAUUUACUGUUCCUAAUAAUUUCUAAAUGAUUAUCUGAACUUUACGUAUAAUCCUGAGCAAAUUACAGAAGAAUCUUAUAUUGUUCUAUUAAGUACUUAGUACUGUAGAGGAAGGGAGGGAUUAUGAAAAUAAUCAAUAAAAUACUAUUAUAUUUUAUUGAAAUAACUCAGUAAAUAUUCAUAUAUUAGCUACUUUAAUACAAGGUUGUUAGUCACAAAGAGAUUCCAAUAAAAAAAAAAACUAUAGAAGAAAAAAGAUUAUGGUUAUGGAAUAAGAGGGCAAAAGAAUAUGUGGGCCUCCUUUCCUCUAUCAAUAAAAUGAUUUUUAUUUUAUACCUGAUUUAUAAUAAAAUGUGUUUAUAAUAAUAUACA